This is a messenger RNA of Syngnathoides biaculeatus (alligator pipefish), 2910 nucleotides long. RefSeq names its product AE binding protein 2 (gene aebp2). Gene Ontology annotation, biological process: regulation of transcription by RNA polymerase II. Gene Ontology annotation, cellular component: ESC/E(Z) complex. The record is from RefSeq and is a predicted model, not a curated record. NCBI's taxonomy places the organism in Eukaryota, Metazoa, Chordata, Actinopteri, Syngnathiformes, Syngnathidae. The coding region runs from base 126 to 1454 and encodes 442 amino acids. The transcript has 8 exons.
GUGGGGGGGGGGCGUGACGUCACUACAAACGCCUGCUUGUGUUCUGCGCUUGAAUUGCAGAGGCAGCAGGAAGGCAACUUUUGGACCCAAAAAAGAAAAUAUUAGCCGGGGGGGGGUGGGGAAAUAUGGCUCAGAUAACAAGCGAGGGGGGCGAGCAGGAUUCCCAGCCGACGGUGGUCCACGGCGACAGCGGGGAAAGCGCCGACACCGGCGUCGAGCCGCAGGCCGUGUCGAACUCCAAACAGGAACCGGAUAACAAUAACGAGGACGGCUCAGGAAUGGAGGUCAGCGGUGGUCGCGGGGGUGCCGGAGCGCAAAAGCGGGGCGGCUCGUCGCCGGCGUCCCCGGCUGGGGAGCGAGACUGCGGCGGGGACGGCAAACUAUCCGAGCCGGCCGAGAGCCCCGCGCAGGGGAGCCCGGCGAGCAGCACGGAGUCCGCCCAAGAGGGCUCCCGGGUGCUGAGGCAAGAACAAAGGGAGGGAGGCAGCGGCUCGCCGGAGCGCACGAAGGCCGCGGAGAAGCACGAGCACGCCGGGAAGAGACGAGCCAGCGUGGAGGUCGCCUCGUCGGACGGGGAGCCGCUCAGCCGGAUGGAUUCCGAGGACAGUAUCAGCAGCACCUUGAUGGACUUGGAGAGCAUAGCGUCGAGCGGGCGCUCCACGCCGGCGAUGUUCAACAGCCACGGCGCGGCCAUGGUCGCGGGCAACGGCUCCGUGCCGGUCAACGGCAAGUCGCUCAGCUACACGUGCUGCUGGGAUCACUGCCAGCUGCAGUUUUCCUCCAGUCCCGAUCUGGCCGAUCACAUCCGAGCCACUCAUGUGGACGGUCAGAGAGGAGGGGUCUUUGUGUGUCUGUGGAAGGGCUGUAAAGUAUACAACACGCCGUCCACCAGUCAAAGCUGGCUGCAGAGGCACAUGUUGACUCACAGCGGCGACAAACCCUUCAAGUGUGUGGUCGGGGGCUGCCACGCCACCUUCGCCUCGCAGGGCGGGCUGGCACGCCACGUGCCCACUCAUUUCAGCGCCCAGGGCUCGUCCAAGGUUUCCAGCCAGGGCAAAGUGAAGGAGGAGUCGCCGUCGAAGGCCGGCCUCAACAAGCGGAGGAAGCUCAAGAACAAGCAUCGGCGCUCACUACCCCGGCCUCACGAUUUCUUCGACGCCCAGACCAUGGACGCCAUCCGCCACCGAGCUAUUUGCCUCAACUUGGCCACGCACAUCGAGAGCCUCGGAAACGGUCACAGCGUCGUGUUCCACAGCACGGUAAUAGCAAGGAGGAAAGAAGAAUCCGGAAAAGUGAAAGUCCUCUUGCACUGGACCCCCGAAGACAUCUUGCCUGAUGUUUGGGUGAACGAAAGCGACAGACUGCAGCAGAAGACCAAAGUCGUGCACCUGUCCAAGCUCCCGACGGACACGGCCGUCCUGCUGGAUCCGAACAUUUACAGGAUGUUCUUCUAAGGAUUUGUUCUUGUCCUGAAGGUCAAUUAUAUACAAAGAUUUAUUCUUUUUUUUUUUUUUUUUUUAGGGGGGGGGUUGAUGAUUUUUAGAGAUGUUUUUUUUAAUUCCAUGCCUAUUAGGUGCUUUUUACAUGAUAUUUAGAAAUAUGUAACUCUUAAUGUAACUAGGCUCAAAACUGAAGCGUUACUGUCGGUAGACUUUUUUUUUUUUUUAGAGACAAGCCGUCUUUGUAAAUAUUUAAGAUUUGUAAUAUAUUUUUUUACCUUUAUUUUUGGGGGGGGUGUUGUUGUUUUUUUUUAACUUUUUUAAUCUCAAAAUGAACCAUAGGUGUGUGUACUUUUUUAACAAACUUUUUAAAAUAGUUGCCGUGACGGAAGCAUUUCGAUGCCGGUGUCGUCUGACAUUCUUUUAGAAGGGGGAGAAGUAUUUUAGCAGUUAUGUCAGAAUUAUGAAAUGGACUUUUGGUCAUCGUAAUUAGUGCUGUAAUGCAGUAAUCCCUCGUUUUUCGCGGUGAAUGGGGACCGGAACCACCCCCUGCGAAAUGUGAAAAACCUCCAAGUAGGACCCCCAACCACCUCCCACACACUCACGGAAAUUUUCAUGUAUGUGUAUCUGGGUACCAGAAUGAUUAAAAUAUGUAAACAGUUUUUAUACUUUACAUAUUUGAGACUAAAAUUAAGAUUACCACCUCUCUGGCUUUUGCUGGGCCACAACACUGAAGUGGUACAGUUUUGCCAGGACAUAAUCAAAAAACCUUAACCCUUGAAAAAAACCCUAAAAAAAAAAAAAAAAAAAUCAAAAACAGCCUGACAUAUUUACAAAUAAAAACAGUACACAGAAAGUUAAACGCUAGCACUGCGCUAAUGCUAGCAAAAAAAAAAAAACAUACCGGUCAAAAUCACUGAGACACGGCAGUAACACGCUAGCGCAGCGCUAACAGGGCCGGACCGGUAAAAGGUUUGGUGCCCCCCUGUGGCCAUUACUGAAAAAUGCACAAAUUAGCCACAUAAACCGCAGGGUUGAAAAUGUGUGGGAAAAAAAUCGCAGUUUAUAGGCCGGAAAUUACGGUACAUAUGUAGCCGGUCAAUAGCGUAGAGGAGACGUGCACAACAAGGAAGUGGGCGGGACAAGGGAAGUUGCCACUCGUGCUCUCAUUGGUCGAUGUCACACCGGCAACCAAUCGUUUCUUAUUUUUUUGCUCCAUUGUUGCACAUGUUGCGCUGGGGACGUGCAUUGUAUCAAUCCACGUAAUAUAGUACCUACUGUAAACCGAUUGGGGGGGGGGGACACAAUACACUGAAUCCACAAUAGGUGAAGCGUGAAGUACAGAGGGAUUACUGUAUUGUCUUUUGUUCCAUUUGUGUUUUUUAUGAAAUGUGACAGGCUGUUGAACGAUGUAAUGCCAUCCUUUUUUUGUUAAUAUGAGAGCCUCAAAUAAAUGUCUACUGUAUUGUUA